This is a messenger RNA of Vigna angularis (adzuki bean), 2755 nucleotides long. RefSeq names its product protein ALTERED SEED GERMINATION 2. The transcript is spliced from 18 exons. The coding region runs from base 184 to 2385 and encodes 733 amino acids. NCBI's taxonomy places the organism in Eukaryota, Viridiplantae, Streptophyta, Magnoliopsida, Fabales, Fabaceae. Gene Ontology annotation, molecular function: protein binding. Gene Ontology annotation, cellular component: cytoplasm; Cul4-RING E3 ubiquitin ligase complex. The record is from RefSeq and is a predicted model, not a curated record. Gene Ontology annotation, biological process: negative regulation of fatty acid biosynthetic process.
AUAAAUAUAUAAAAUAAAAAGAAACCUGGAAGAGAAGAGAAAAGAAGUGUUUGGAAGGAUUGUGAGUGUAACCGCAUGAGCUCCAAUUGAUGACAUUCACGCCAACGGCCGUGGAGUGACCCAGUGAGGGACUCAUUUCUUGCUUUAGCUUUCUCUCACCGCAGCCAAACACAGCCUUCUGCCAUGGAUUCCAUUCCCUUUCGCGAUGGCAACAUACACGCGAUUCUUGACUCUCGAUAUCUCAACUCGCCACUGGAUGUUAAUCACACUUUGCAGACUCAUUCCUCUCUCAUUCGGAGGCUUUCUCAAGAAAGGGAGUUAGAGGGCCACCUUGGCUGUGUCAAUGCGGUGGCUUGGAAUUCGAAAGGUACAAUGUUGAUAUCCGGAUCAGAUGAUACUCGGAUCAAUAUUUGGAGCUAUUCUGGUAGAAAACUUCUACAUUCAAUUGAUACAGGACAUACAGCAAAUAUAUUCUGUACUAAGUUUAUACCAGAAACUUCUGAUGAGCUUGUAGCCUCUGGAGCCGGAGAUGCUGAAGUCCGUUUAUUUAACUUGUCUCGCCUAAGUGGAAGUGGAUCUAGCGACAAUUCAAUCAUUGCUCCAUCUGCACUUUACCAAUGCCAUGCUCGAAGAGUCAAGAAAUUGGCUGUUGAAAAUGGCAACCCUAAUGUAGUUUGGAGUGCUAGUGAAGAUGGGACCUUGAGACAACAUGAUUUUCGGGAAGGUACCUCUUGUCCUCCAGCUGGGUCUUCACACCAAGAGUGUCGAAAUAUUCUUCUUGACUUACGAAGUGGUUCUAAAAGAUCACUUGGUGAUCCUCCUAAACAAGUCCUUUCUUUAAAGUCUUGUGAUAUUAGUUCAACUAGGCCGCAUUUGCUCCUUGUUGGUGGGAGUGAUGCCUUUGCACGGUUAUAUGAUAGAAGGAUGCUGCCACCUCUAAGCUCAUGUCGAAAAAGAAUGUCUCCUCCUCCUUGUGUUAAUUAUUUUUGUCCAAUGCAUCUUUCUGAUCGUGGACAUCCAAGCUUACACUUAACUCAUGUUACAUUCAGUCCUGAUGGACAUGAGGUUCUCCUCAGCUAUAGUGGAGAGCAUGCUUACCUGAUGAAUGUAAAUCAUGCUGGAAUGAAUGAGAUGCAAUAUACUUCAGGUGACGUAUCAAAGAUGAUGACUUACUCUCCUAUAGUUAAUGGGAUAGAGUUGCAGUCUUGUGUGUCUAAUGUCUUCCCAAACGGGUUUCCUAUUAAAAAGAACAUUGCUGCAAAGCUUGACAAGUGCAGGAAACUGAUAAAAUAUGCUAAGAAAUCAUUGGACAAUGGGAUACCCUAUUAUGGAAUCGAGGCAUGUAAUGAGGUUUUGAAUGGCUAUAGCCAUAUCAUUGGGUCUGCGCUUAAACAUGAAUGCUUGUGCACUCGUGCUGCACUAUUGAUCAAGAGGGAUUGGAAAAACGAUGCUCAUAUGGCUAUAAGAGACUGCUAUGCUGCUAGAAAAAUUGAUAAUUCCUCCUAUAAAGCACUAUUCUACAUGUCAGAAGCACUGUCACAGUUGGGUAGACAUGAAGAUGCUUUGGAUUUUGCUGUUGCUUCCCAUUCACUGGCCCCACUCAAAUCUGAAGUUGCAGAGAGAGUAGAGAAUGUGAAGAAGGAUAUUGCGUUAGCUGAAGCUGAAAAAAAUAGCAAGGCCAAUGAUGGUGCAUCAAGGUCUGACAUUCGAGGUGGAAGAAUAUUAUCAUUAAGUGACAUACUCUAUCGCCCCGAGGCUAAUGGUGAUGUUCCACAAGAUGGUUCUAGAUCAGACAGGGAUGAUUCUGAUUAUGAUGAGGAAUUGGAGCUGGACUUUGAAACAUCAAUAUCUGGUGACGAGGCACAAGAUCUUGAUUCAAAUAUUCUUCAUGGAAGUUUAAAUGUUAGAAUUCACCGAAGAGGUGACUCUAGAGACAAUGCAGGUGCUAGUGGCCCAAGCGAUUCACCUUCAUCUUCGUCACAGAGCAGUAGAACAUGUUAUUUGCCUGAACCAGCUGUUGAUAUGAAACAGAGAUUUAUUGGCCAUUGCAAUAUUGGGACGGACAUAAAACAGGCCAAUUUUCUUGGUCAAAGAGGAGAAUAUGUUGCCAGUGGAAGUGAUGAUGGCAGAUGGUUUAUUUGGGAAAAGCGUACUGGUAGACUUAUAAAAAUUCUAAAUGGUGAUGGAUCUGGCCCUUUGAGCUUUUGGAACCAUUUAGAAUGCACGACUUUCCUGAGGGUUCGUUACGCUUGCGUCCAUUUGAAUGUGCUCAAAGCUAAAGGUUUGCUAAUUUUCGUUUGCUGGACAAAUUUCUUUGUAUUGGGCCUGAUAUGGAACCGUGGGGCUCGUGUGUUUGUAUUUGACUGGAAUACGAGUAAGCUUUAAUCCUUAGUACCUUUGUACUACAAUGAUUGUAGGGUACUCUAUUCAGUUGACUGGUAAGUGUUGACAUCGAUGGGGAUCAGUGAUCGAUGGUAAAGCCAGGCAUUUUACGGAUGCGCUGGGUAAUUUGGAGAGUUGAAAAUAAAUCCUUUGAUUUUGCUCAGAAGGUAUACUGUAUUUAUUUCCUGGACUGUUGAUGGUUCCGAAAAAAACAAAAAGAAAAUGGAAAGAGUUGUAAAAAUUGACAUUGUAAUGGUAGCUGGUUGGUACAGUCUGUACAGUUAAAGGUGGUCUCUCAUUUUAAACAUUGCAUUUUAUUAGAUUUAAUAUCUGUAUAGUAAAAUGAUCUGGUGAAAUAUUGACUUUUUACUCA